This is a messenger RNA of Pediculus humanus corporis (human body louse), 630 nucleotides long. Its product is annotated as tripsin 3A1 precursor, putative. Gene Ontology annotation, molecular function: serine-type endopeptidase activity. The coding region runs from base 1 to 630 and encodes 209 amino acids. The transcript is spliced from 4 exons. Gene Ontology annotation, biological process: proteolysis. NCBI's taxonomy places the organism in Eukaryota, Metazoa, Arthropoda, Insecta, Psocodea, Pediculidae. The record is from RefSeq and is a predicted model, not a curated record.
AUGCCAAGGAUAGCAAUGGCUGUCGUCGGGGGAUCCCCAGUUAAAAUCGACGUAUCGGCCCCAUAUAUCGUAGCAAUUGGUGAAAGAACAAACAGAGAUGUUUCUUGGUUUUGUGGAGGAUCUUUACUAUCGACAAACGACAUUUUAACAGCUGCACACUACGACGAAACUAAUUACGAAGGAAAUCAUGCGAAAGUCAUCGGAUGGGGAGCCAGAGAAUUUGGAGGUGAAGGCACUACCAAAUUGAGACAAGUCGAAGUUGAAAUUUUUUCAAAUGUUAAUUGUGAAAAAGCCUAUAGUAACAGCACGAUCGGACCGAAAACAUUUCCUAAAGGUAUAGCAAAACAACAACUUUGCGCCGGAAGUACAAAAGGAGGAAAAGAUGCUUGUCAGGGUGAUUCAGGUGGUCCUUUGGUUUUAAAAGACGAAUUUGGAAUAAUAAGACAAAUAGGAAUCGUUUCGACCGGUGCCGGAUGUGGAUUUAAAAUGUAUCCCGGAGUUUACACCCGUGUUUCCAGUUAUCACAAAUGGAUCGACGAACAGAUAAAAAAAACUCAUCCCCCGCCAUCGCUCCCACCACCACCCCCACAAGAUCAAAUACAUUUCGAAACAGUUCAAACAAAUAUUUAA